UUUGAGCUUUUUGUCUUCUAUAAAAUCUUGUCGGACUAGUUCGGGGCUCUCUAGCACCACUUUCCCAGUCUCACUCCCGCUUCCACGGUUCCACCAAAUGCAAAUCCUCCAAGUUCCGAAUUUCUUUACCUUCCCUAAAACCCUGAACCCUACCUCCAAGGCGCAACACCACCGUACAUGUCUUCCUCUCCAACCCAACUCGCUAAUUUUCUUCUCCAACCCCACAAGACCUUCCACCUUCACAGCCAGCUGCCUCGCCUCCGAUGAGUUCCCCGUCGAUGAGACCUUCAUCCAGAAAUUUGGCCCCAAAGACAGAGAAACUGAAGACGAAGCGCGAACGCGCAACUGGGUCGAGCGCGGCUGGGCCCCCUGGGAAGAAAUCCUCACCCCUGAAGCGGAUUUCGCCCGGAAAAGCUUGAACGAAGGCGAAGAAGUCCCUCUCCAAAGCCCAGAAGCCAUCGAAGCGUUCAAAAUGCUCAAACCUAGUUACCGAAAGAAGAAGAUGGAGGCAAUGGGGCUGACCGAGGACGAUUAUUAUCGGAAACAGUUUGAGAUCAAGGGAGAUAUACCGGAGCCUCUGGAGACGGUGUGGGGGGCGCCGUUGGUGGUACAGCUCGUGCCGCCCCGGGAUUGGCCGCCGCGGGGUUGGGAGGUCGAUCGGAAGGAGCUAGAGUACAUAAGGGAAGCGCAUAAGCUGCAGGCUGUGAGGGUGGAGUUGGAGGACUUGGAGAAGGAGGUGAGGACGGAGACUGAGGACAUGUGUUUGGAUAGGUACAGGAUGUUCUUGAAGCAGUACAAUGAGUGGGUUGAGGCGAAUAAGGAUAGAUUGGAGGAGGAAUCUUAUAAGGAUGACCAAGAUUACUAUCCAGGUAGGAGGAAAAGAGGCAAGGACUACAAAGAGGGAAUGUAUGAGCUUCCAUUUUAUUCUCCAGGACAAAUUUGUUUAGGGAAAGUGACUACUUUGCACCUUUAUCAAGGAGCAUUCGUUGACAUUGGUGGUGUAUAUGAUGGGUGGGUUCCCAUAAAAGGUAAUGAUUGGUAUUGGAUUCGCCAUCACAUAAAAGUUGGUAUGCACGUCAUAGUUGAAAUUCUGGCAAAACGAGAUCCUUACCGUUUUCGGUUUCCCAUCGAAAUGCGAUUUGUCCAGCCAAACAUAGAUCACCUGAUCUUUAACAGAUUUGACUUUCCGCCUAUAUUUCAUCGUGAUGCUACUAAUCUAGAUGAGUUACGGCGUGAUAGUGGAAGACCUCCAGUUCCUAGAAAAGAUCCAGGAGACAAACCGGAAGAGGAACCUUUGUUGUCAAAUCAUCCUUAUGUUGAUAAGUUGUGGCAGAUACAUGUUGCUGAGCAAAUGAUUAUGGAUGAUUUGGAGGCUAAUCCUGAGAAAUACAAAGACAAAAAAUUAUCGGAGUUAUCCGAUGAUGAGGAUUUUGAUGAGGAAAACAGUGUUGUUUAUACUAAAGCCUAUUAUAAGAAAUCUUUAAUACCAAAAAUGAUUUUGAAAACAAGUGUAAAAGACCUUGACUUGGAGGCUGCCUUCGCUGAGCGUGAGUUCCAUAACAAACUAAGAAGGGAAGCAAAAGAAAGAGGAGAGGGAUACAAAAUUACCAAGCUUAGACGAAAUAUUGAAAUGGAUGAAUAUGACUUGAUACAUUGGCAUCGAUCAUUUGAGGAAAGAGAAGCUUUGAUCAGAGACAUCAGUUGCCGUCAAGCACUUGGUCUGCCAUUGGAAGAGCCGGGAAGGUACAAAGAUGCUAGUUUCUUUGGGAAGGAUAAGUAUGACCCUUCAAACCCUCUAUAUCGUUAUGACUACUGGGGAGAACCCAAGAACUCUGAGAAGAGCAGGCAAGAGCGGAUGACAGAUGCCCACAACAAAUCUAUUGUGGGUAAGGGUACUGUCUGGCACGAGAUGUCAUACGAAGACUGCAUCAAGCAGCAGAUGCAAAGAGAAGCCCGUGCCAAGGAAUUGGCUCAAGAAGAAACUCAUGAUGGCGCGUCAAAAGGAGGUCACGAUUAUGAAGAUGAUGAUGAUGAUGAAGAUGAUGACGACGACGACGACGAUUUUGAUUUCAGCAUUUUACAAGAAUAUAGUGGUAAUUCUUCAAAUCAACCUCAUGUUAAUGGGACUGAAUCUUCAAUAAUUUCAGAUGAGGGUAUAUUCGAGGAUUAAUUAGUGGCGUGGCAAAGCAUGGUUAAAGUGAAAAGUUAGUCAUAAACGCUUGCGAUCGUAGAAAUAGUUUAAGAUAUUUAAUUAAAAAUA
Molecule: messenger RNA, 2260 nt
Organism: Juglans regia (Persian walnut)
Lineage: Eukaryota; Viridiplantae; Streptophyta; Magnoliopsida; Fagales; Juglandaceae
Product: protein PLASTID TRANSCRIPTIONALLY ACTIVE 10
Exons: 12
Coding region: 98-2170 (690 amino acids)
Cellular component (GO): plastid-encoded plastid RNA polymerase complex; chloroplast
Molecular function (GO): RNA binding
Source: RefSeq, a predicted model, not a curated record